Molecule: messenger RNA, 717 nt
Organism: Polistes dominula (European paper wasp)
Lineage: Eukaryota; Metazoa; Arthropoda; Insecta; Hymenoptera; Vespidae
Source: RefSeq, a predicted model, not a curated record
AUGUCCCGUAAUCGUUUUGAAUUACUGUUAUCAAACUUACAUAUGGCAAAUAACGAAACGAUAGAAGAGAAUAACAGGCUUGGAAAAGUUUUUCCACUCAUAAACAUAUUGACACACAAUUAUCAAAAAGUCUUUUCACCAGGCGAAGAUAUUGUAGUCGACGAGACAUUGUAUGGAAUAAAAAUUUUCAAACUGCGCUCCAUUGAAGGAUGUACAUGGUCUAAGAAGGUAUAUUCUGGACGAGAUACUAGCGGAAGAAGGCAAGUUGGUAUCGCCGAAAACGUCUGCAUUGAACUUGCAAAUAAACUACUAAAUGAGGUACGAAGUUUGUUUGUCGACAACUUUUACACUAGUUACGAAUUAGUAGUCAAAUUUUUACAAUUCAAAACGCAUGUCGUUGGAAUUGAACGGCACAACCAAAAAUUUAUGCCACGUUUUGUAAUGUCGUACCCAUUAAAGAAAGGUGAAAUGAUAGCACGAGAAGAUGACAACGAUAUUGUGGUGCUAAAAUCGAGAGAUGUUCGCGAUGUUAGGAUGUUAUCAACAAAGCAUGUACCUAUCAUGAGUUCAAGCUCGGAUUCUACUCACCGCGAUCGUCCUCCGAAACAGAAACCUCUGGCGAUACUGGCAUAUAAUAAAAGGGAAAUUGGCAUUGACAGAAGUGAUCAGUUGGUGUCAUAUGCCACAACGAUACACAAAGGUAUCAAGUGGAAUUGA